Molecule: messenger RNA, 1209 nt
Organism: Ipomoea nil (Japanese morning glory)
Lineage: Eukaryota; Viridiplantae; Streptophyta; Magnoliopsida; Solanales; Convolvulaceae
Exons: 2
Coding region: 187-1176 (329 amino acids)
Source: RefSeq, a predicted model, not a curated record
UUUAUUUACAACAAUGGAAUUUAAGAUUUAGUAGGGGUGAAUGGGUGACGAUGGUCGUGUACAAAUUAUAGAAACGCCACGUGUCGUCAAGGUAUCUUUCUUGGUGAAUACGUGGGCAGUUGAAGGGACGUACGCCGGCCAUAAAUAAACCGGAAGGACUAGAAUGUUGCAGACGACGAAAGAAACAUGGGGAAAGGACAAGAAUCUAAGACAAGAAGCGAUUCCUCUGUUGAAGUUCAGGAACGUGGAGAAAUUUUCUUCUUUUUCCGGCCAAAAGUCGGCAAGGAAGAAGCGCAUGACACGGACGACGUGCAGCGAAUGUACAUAGUUCUCCGUCCGGAGUCCGGCGAGCGGGCUGUGGAAGUGAAGCAAGAACCGAGUUCCGGGAAGGAAGGAGCGGAGCUCGGUGCCCACACCGUCGAUGAGAAACCGACCCGCGAUAUCACGUCGGUGAAGAAGGAUAAGUCCCACAUGGAGGGCGGACAUGGCUGCCAAGAAGUCAACAUCGAAAAGCAGCCGUUGCUCCGGUUCAUCGUCAUGGGGAAGAAGAUUCUUCCAGACCCGACCAAGAAAUCCAACCACCGUCCACACUGGGGUUUCGUGGAAAUGGUGACUACCAAGAUAGAGGAUGUCAAAGCGGCGCUCAAGGGCGAGGAGUAUGACACUUCAACCAGAGGUCACCGGACGGUGGCUCCGGCGAGGGCCGCCGGAGAGGGAGUUUAUCUCAUUCUGAGGCAUAAUCCGGGGAAGAAAAUGCACACGCAUCUAGUAUACAAGCUCGAAUUCCCCCCAGCAGAAGAGAAAAACGAGCCACAAGAAGAGUUAAACAUAAAGAGAGAAGCUUCAUUCUUGAUACAAAUCAAGAACCCAGAACAACGUGGGACUGGGGAGUUCAGAGGGCUGCAGAGUAAAAGGAAAGCCAUCUUCCCCGCCCAUUUGCAGGCUGCAAUUGGGCAGCUGAGGUACCAUCCCGCCGACCCAUCGGACUAUUUGAACUACGAGGGGUGUGAGUUCCUGCUAAUUCCUGCCUCUGAUAACAUCGAUGAUGAACUGGGAUUGGAGUUGAAGACAGAAGUGGAGGGUGAAACAGCCCAUGAUGAAUCCUGUUCCGAUUUGAUCAGAACUUUCGGGGAGACUGCUUCCAUCAAUCCCCUUCUCAAAGGCACCUGGGCUUAACACAAAUUCUCGACUAUUACUAUCUUAAGAUUA